Molecule: messenger RNA, 5560 nt
Organism: Dunckerocampus dactyliophorus (ringed pipefish)
Lineage: Eukaryota; Metazoa; Chordata; Actinopteri; Syngnathiformes; Syngnathidae
Exons: 11
Coding region: 394-3081 (895 amino acids)
Biological process (GO): regulation of microtubule cytoskeleton organization; microtubule anchoring at microtubule organizing center; protein localization to organelle
Cellular component (GO): Golgi apparatus; cytosol
Molecular function (GO): cytoskeletal adaptor activity; dynactin binding; dynein complex binding
Source: RefSeq, a predicted model, not a curated record
UCCGCGCGCGUUUGACACUCGGUUGUUGUCGCUCAACCUCGCCGGAAUAUCACAGAGCCUGCCGGGUAGGAGGGAGGCAAGUGGACUCAUUAUAACUCCCGGCCUUUGGGGCAUUUACGUUAGCACUGACAGCUCCCGGGAACACCGCGCGGUUAACCUGCGCUGUCUAGCAGCGAACCAUAUAUUCAACAUAAGCGCAGAAGCCAUUACGCUGAAUCGUUGCCGAGGAGAAACAGAUGCUACAAGGAUACAUGAGUUGGCAUCGACCGGACAACCGGCAUCUCCAUCUUUGGUUAAACGACAGGAUGUGAGCAAAUGGGUGGAGUAAUGAGAGUGACGCUGUAAAGGAGGUCACAGGAGCACACUGGAAUACAACGAGUAGGCCAGUCAAGGAUGCUGGAGUCAGAUGCAGAUGCAGCAGGUGCAGAGGCGGGGGACAGGGAUGCAGAGAUGGAGAGCAGCGAUCUGAGGGCCGAGGUGUUGCGACUGACUUUGGAGCUCCAGGAGGCCACAGAGGAGAAGCUGCAGGCCGCUCGCUAUGGCCUCGUGGUGCUGGAGGAGAGUUCGUCUCUCAAGAUCAAACACAGGCAAUUAGAAGAGGAGCAUGAAACUCUCAAAGCGGAGCUACAGCAGCUCAAAGAGGCGUUUGCAGAUUCUGUGAGUAGCCAGAAGCGGGCAGCCGCUGAUGGAGAGUGUCGGGAGGAAAGUUUGCUGCAGGAGACAGCAUCUAAGGAGGCUGCCAUGGCAACGCGCUUGGAAGAAGUCCAGUCGGAACUAAAACAAGCACGUCUUGCCCUCGGCAAUGCUCAUGCAGAGAUCGACAGACUUGGGGUAGUCUCAAAUCAGCAAAAGAAGGAUUGUGAGUGUCUGGAGGCAGAGAAUGGGCACCUGAGGGAUGAAAUGAAGGAAUAUAAAGUCCGUGAGCUGCGCCAGUUACAGGACAAUGGUGAGCUGGAAGAAGAGAACAUAUCGCUUCAAAAACAGGUGUCUGUGCUGAAGGAAAACCAGGUUGAAUUUGAGUCAGUAAAGCUUGAGCUGACCCAAAAGAAUGAGGAGCUGGAGGAGCUGCGGGCUCAGAUGGAGGAAGCUGCCAGGCUGCGGGAGAUCGCAGAGCGUCAGUUGGAUGAGGCGCUAGAAUCCUUGAAGGAGGAGAGGGAGCAGAAGAACAGUCUGAGACGGGAGCUUUCUGCCUUUGCCCUAAGCCCUUUUGAUUCUAUGGGCAACCUGGAGCUCCACUUGGACCAGCUCGAUAAUAGCCUGGGGGAUAGCCAGGCUGCACAGGGAGAGGACCAGGACAGUGGCAUUAACAAUGCUCCCGGGUCUGCGCCCAAUUCUGCUCACCUUUCUCAAAUGAGGGGCUCCAAAAGUAAUGGUGUCAUGCCUCGUUACUCCACUCCACGCAACAGUGACGUAUUCCUGCGUGCUCCGGCCUCUGGGCUGGUGUCUGACCUGCUGAGUGAGCUCCACUUUUCUGACAGUCAGAAACUUAAACAGCAACUCCUACAGGCUGAAAGAGAGAAAUCAGGUCUUGCCAGCAAGGUGGAAGAAUUGCAAAUGCAGUUAGUGAUGUCCAAGCAGGCACUGAGUCAGCAAGAGGACAAAGUUGGAUCUCUCACCCAACAGCUGGAGGCUGUGCAGAGUAGCCAACAGCAACACCAUGAGGCAGAUGACGGAGGGGAUGAGGACACUAAGAACGGAGACCAUAGUGAUGUCGUCUUUGACUACGAGGUAGAUACAAAGGGUAAGGAGGUGCUGGAGGCGCGUAUGCGUUCGGCCAGUGAAGAGCUUCUGAAGCUGCGGGAUGAACUGUCUCAGGCAGGUACUCGAUAUAAUACCCUGGAGCAACGAUACAAACAGGAGAAGGAUCGCUGGCGAACAGAGGCUCAAGAACUGGCUGACAAGAUUCGGCAAUGCAUCAAGUCCAGCAGGCAGGACCAGGAACGGAUCAGUGAGCUGGAGAUUGAGAUUGGAGCCACACGAAAAGUGGCAAGUGAUUCCGAAGGUCAUCUGAGUGUGGCGCAGGAAGAGCUACUGGCCUUUUCUGAGGAGCUGUCCAACCUCUAUCACCACAUCUGUGUAUGUAACAACCUGACACCCAAACGAGUCACCCUGGACUAUUACCGUGAAAGCGCCAGGGUGCAUGGUGGAGUUGGUGUGAGAAGACAACACAUCUCCACCCAGCCAAACUCCCAGAAGAAGCCAAGAGCCAAUGACAUGUAUAUCUCUAAAGCUGCAGCUUUGCAGUUUAUGGGGGAGGUGGACAGUGCAGGAUCUUCUACAGACUCCCCUCAAUGCCCUGGUUCGCCCAACCUGGAUUUCAGGGACCCCUCCAAUGUAAGCAACUUGGUUGCAGUCAUCAGAUGCCAGAUCAAACACCUCCGGGUGGCAGUGGACCUCUGUCGUCAGCGGGGUGCAAUGCCUUACUCUGGGUUGAGUAGCACUGUCGAAAUGGAGAGAGAUGCUGAAAGCCUGCUGGAGGAAGUACUGAAACUUAAGUCCCUUCUUAGCACCAAGAGGGAACAGAUCGCCACUCUCAGGACUGUCCUAAAGGCCAACAAACAGACUGCUGAGUUGGCCCUGUCCAAUUUAAAAACAAAGUAUGAGACUGAGAAAAGCAUGGUGUCUGAGACCAUGAUGAAACUACGCAACGAACUCAAAGCCCUGAAGGAAGAUGCUGCUACAUUCUCGUCACUCAGAGUCAUGUUUGCCAGUCGGUGCGACCAGUACGUUACCCAGCUGGAUGAAAUGCAGAGGCAACUGGCAGCCGCAGAGGAUGAGAAGAAGACCCUGAACUCUCUGCUGCGCAUGGCUAUCCAGCAGAAAUUGGCUCUCACCCAGCGCUUGGAAGAUCUGGAGGCCCCUCUGUCUCCUCACAGCUUGAACAGCAGCCCACGUCGCUCCAGAGCCAAGGAGUUGGCCACCAAGUCAGGCCGCGUUCCGCGAAGCCCCCGCAGCAGCCCUGCCCGUCACCCUGUGAGGAGCAGCCCACGAGCUAGUCCAGUUCUUGGGAGCAGUGUUCCUGCCAUGGCCACACACCACUUGCGAGCUCUCACACGAAGCCUCCACACAAGCCCUCGCUGAAACACUCCUCCAUUACUCCAAACCCUUUCUUCUCCACAAGGACCCGUCUUCAUGUUGACUCCCUGGUUCCCUCCUCCCUACCUGACUCAAGACAUCCUGUUCAUCUUAGAUGUGGUGCUGCAUUCCCCACACUUCCACCAGAAACAUGGAUUUUAAAAAAGUAAAAUGCAACUCUCAUUCAACUCAUUUGCAUGCAGCCCGGAGAUGGAUGAAGAGGAAAAUUUGUGCUGCUUAUUAUGUGAAGUCCUUGAUUGUGUCUUCCAUCAACUUCCAUGUGGUCUUGAUCGAGGCUGUGUGUCGUCACCAUUGACAGUAUUUAUUCCACAGUCUAUUGUGUCUGCUGUCUUUCCGUUUAAACCUCUCUUUGAAGACUAUGUCUUUGCAAUCUUGCCUUUUAGUCUGGCCAGGACUUCUGGUGUCUUUUGGGGUCAAUAAGCAGUUAGAUCAUCCUCUUGACACCCAGGUCAAUGUGUUUGACUGGACAUUGCAGCCUUACUGACAUACUCCUGCUCUUCUUGCAAGUAGCUAGCUUGUUAUUUGUCCUUGGGCAAACAUUACAGUCACAUUCCCAAUUUUCAAAUUGUUUAGAUGUGUUUGGUCUUGUGACAGUGGCCUGACCGACACACCAUUUCCUUUGAUGGAAAUAAUCAGCCAUAAGUACCCCACCUCAGGUCAAAAGACAAAUAUUUAUGAUACGUGAUUUGGAAAAUCUUGGAUGUGCAUCUUAUUUUAUAAACUAUGCAGAGAAAUUCAGGACUGUAUGCUUUCAGUUGCAUUUGAAACAUCCUGUUGCUAAACUUGCAAAUGUUUUGUUAUGGAAAGUGGUGCGAUAGCAAUCACGCUACUUGAUUUCUUUACUGAAUUCCAACAGCUCAGUUAGCCAAAAACAAAUCUGAACACGUGGGAUUUAGAUGAUUUCUCUGCUCAUUUUCUCACUGUAGAGAGACAUGUCCGCAUUCUCUCCACCUAUGAGGAGCCAUGGCAUUGAAGGCAUCGUUUUGUUUCCAUUCAAAGUAGAUGUGACAUAAUGAUGUGUAUCUUCCACAGUAAGCUACUUUCACUUCCACUGUUUCCACUUUGGAAUGCUGAGUAAGCUGCUGAUAGGUGUGCUCCUGGCAGUGAUAACCAGUGGUAAAUGCUUUGGACAAUGUUUUUCAAGCAGUAGCAAAGCGUGUCUUACUUUUAAAAGAGUAAAUUCAAGUAGGAAAACAGUAUUUUAGAGAGAUCGGUUUAACACAAAGCAUGGGCCUUCUGUUGCAAAUAUGUAGGCAUAAAUGAUCCAUUGUUCAGAUGCUAUAAAGUAGAUUGAUACAUAUGGCCUGUAGCUAUUACAGUUUACUGAUUUAUGAUCCUGCUCAGAGCAUUCAAAACAUUUUAAAUUAGGACUAAAGCUUAGUGCAGGGCCCUAUUAAUGUAAGAUCAUAUGCAUGCCUCAAAUGGUUUGGAGAGGCAACUGUUUGUUUUUGUGCCUUUGUUUUGAUUUUGUCUGUUUUUUGACUGCUGUUUUUUUGCAGUGUCAGUCACUGGAGCUCAUUAAUCCUGUUUGCCAUUUCCUUUUUAAACAGCAGUGUGAAGUGAAUGCCACAUGCUCCACUUUAGCACGCAUGCCAACACAUACAGUAUAAUCUAUCAGUACUUUUUCUUUUAAACUGCUAUUGUCAUCAUUGCACUGGGGAACUGUUGCCUCAAAUGUUGAGCAUCAAUACCUGCCUCAGGUGGCAGGUAUCGCUUUGCGCCGCCAGACAGCAGGUUGAGAAACCUCUUAUGUUCUGAUACAUCUUUGUCACAACUUAAACACCACGAAUAUGACAAUACACUUAAUGUUCCCCGGCCCCUUCUGGUGCGCUGUCAUUUCACUCCAAUCAGCUGGGCUUUUGUGUAGAUUGUCAAAGACAAAACAUGCUGUACUGUCCCAGAUGCUUCAACACUUCUUGUUUCACUAGCAGGCUUAAGUUUUAGAGUACCGUCCUUUCAUGCAUUUUUCAACGCAGUAGUUUUUUUUCGUUUUUUUUUUCAAUUGAUUUGAAGGACUUUUAAUUAUGAUCAAACGGCACUGUCCUCACUGAAUACGGUGAUAGAAUAUUUUCACUUUGUAGCUUGGGCAACGACUGAUGAAACUAAUGGUCUUUAUUUGUUUUUUUAGUUGUUGAUGAACAUGACUGCAGAAGAUGAAGACACCACAUGUUAGGUGUUAAAAAAACGUUUGCAUCUGGGAGAUUCAAGUGUAUUCUGUGCAAAAGUGAAAACGUUUUGAGAGAAUGUUGUUUUACAGCAGGACGGUUGUAAAUGGAUUUCUUAAUCUAUUUAAUUCAAAUGGUAUAAUUUAAUUGUUAUUGUUGUGGAUGUAAAAAGAACUGUAUUUAUGUGGUCUGCUUUCUGUAUAAAUUGCUCUAGUCAUGUCAUGCACACACUCCGCAUAAUUUUUUAAUGCCUAAUGUCCUGUGAGCCACUUUUGUCUUGAAGAAUAAAUGAAAACACU